AUGACUGCGAAGGACCCUUAUCGACUGACUGCGAGUGAAGUUGUCUCGCUGACUUCCUCAGGGAAACUUACCGUUGAAGACUAUGCGAAGUCUCUACUUUCUCGUGUACAUGAACGGGACUCUGUGGUGCAUGCUUGGGCAUACCUUGAUGAAGAUCUCGUCUUGAAGUCUGCUCGAGAACUAGAUCAGGUACUUCCAGAGAAGCGUGGCCCGCUCCAUGGUGUUGCCAUCGGGGUCAAAGAUAUAAUCUAUACGAAAGGCAUGGGACACAACUCACCGAUAUAUGCAGGUCACCACCCUGCUGUCGAUGCUGGAUGCGUUAUGACUCUUCGGGCCGCCGGUGCACUGAUAUUGGUAGGGAAGACCUGUACCACUGAGUUUGCCUCGGUCGUGAAAGGGGGACCGUGCUGGAAUCCCCAUGAUCCUAAGAGAACCCCUGGCGGAAGUUCGAGCGGCUCUGGGGCAGCAGUUGCUGAUUUUCAAGUGCCCAUCACGCUAGGGACGCAAACCGUUGGUUCCACCAUCCGUCCUGGGAGUUUCAAUGGUGUUUAUGCCUUGAAGCCUACCUGGGGAGCUAUCUCUAGAGAAGGAUUGAAAGUUUACUCCAUAAUGCUAGACAUUUAUGCCAGAAGUGUGGACGACCUGGUGCUACUUACAAGGGUGUUUUGCCUGGACGACGACAAACCAGUACCACAUGUUCCUUUCAAGCUCGAAGACGCCAAAUUCGCCAUCUGCAAGACUCAUGUCUGGCCGCAAGCCAGUGAAUCUACAAAAGGUGCUAUGCUGAAAGCGGCAGACCUCCUCCGCCAACAAGGUGCACUUGUAGAAGAGCUCGAACUACCAUCCGAAUUUGAGCAAAUCACACCCUGGCAUACGACCAUCCUGGACUGCGAAGGCAGAGCCUCAUUCCUCGGCGAUUACGCUACCUCGAAAGACAAACUGGACCAGCAUCUCGUCGACACCGUCGAAAACAAAUCAGGUCGAACGCGAGCGCAACAGUUGGCGGCAUACGACGGCAUGGCAGCGUUGCGUUCGAAGUUUGACGAGAUCGCUAAGGGCUAUGCGGGAAUCAUUACGCCUAGUGCUCCAGAUGAGGCGCCUAUUGGACUCGAGCAUACUGGAUCGCCUGUCUUCUGUGGGAUGUGGACCGUGUUGCACACGCCUGUCGUGAAUCUUCCUGGAUUUUGUGGAGCUCAUGGAUUGCCCAUCGGAUUGUCUCUCGUGGCGCCGCGGUACUAUGACCAACAUCUCUUACACGUCGCUAGCCCUGUGGCGAAGCUUUUCGCAGAGCAGGGGGGUUGGGUAUCUCAAUUGUGA
Stereum hirsutum FP-91666 SS1 is the source of this 1317-nucleotide messenger RNA. RefSeq names its product amidase signature enzyme. The record is from RefSeq and is a predicted model, not a curated record. The coding region runs from base 1 to 1317 and encodes 438 amino acids. The transcript is spliced from 8 exons. NCBI's taxonomy places the organism in Eukaryota, Fungi, Basidiomycota, Agaricomycetes, Russulales, Stereaceae. Gene Ontology annotation, molecular function: catalytic activity.